Bactrocera tryoni is the source of this 2909-nucleotide messenger RNA. It is a transcript of the gene Sugb, whose product is annotated as major facilitator superfamily domain-containing protein 6-A. Gene Ontology annotation, cellular component: membrane. Bases 435 to 2222 code for a protein of 595 amino acids. The record is from RefSeq and is a predicted model, not a curated record. NCBI's taxonomy places the organism in Eukaryota, Metazoa, Arthropoda, Insecta, Diptera, Tephritidae. The transcript is spliced from 8 exons.
CACUUUCGUUAUUGCAUUUCGUGAAACCAAAUAGAAAUGUAUUAACGCUCGGACAAGUGUCUAUUAAAUAUCAUUUAGCACACAUUUUAUUUAAAAAAUGUUAAAUUGAAUGAAACGCAACACAGCCAAUAAGGCAAUGAUAACUGCUUACAGGCAUUAUACGCUUAAUUUGGAAUUAAAGAAGUCGGCGCAUUGACAUUAACUAGUCAUUUAAUAUACUGCGGACUCGUCAAAAACAUCAUUUUAUUUAAAGACUACAAUUCACCAAUAGUUAUCACUUCUAUUUAUGUACGUUAGAGCGUCUAGCGUUAUCAACGGUACUCGUGCAAGAUAAUUUCAAACACGCCAAGGAGGCUUGCUCACACAAUAAAAAUUAGUAACAAUUAACCGUUGGAAUUGUUCACAUUGGAGCGGCAUAACGCAGACGAGCAGCGAUGGCACCGAAAAUUGACAAGGAGCUGCUGCCGAUGAAGGGGCAUUAUUUCUUUUUCAAUGCAGGAACGGCGCCGGUAAUGCCUUUUAUGCCCACAUUGGCGCGUCAAUUAGGCUUCUCUACAGUGGUCAUUGGUACUAUGUAUACAAUUUUGCCCAUUGUUGGCAUGCUUGCCAAGCCGCUUUUUGGAUUCAUUGCUGAUCGCUACCAACGCCAUCGCACACUUUUCCUCAUCGGCGAAGUUCUCACCGCUAUAGCCUUUUUCCUCAUACAAUUCACACCAACCAUUCCACAAGCACUGCCCACGAUGGAAUUUAAUUGUCACGGCGGCGCAUCCACGCUAAAAUACUAUUCCGAAUUUGAUAAGUGCAUAGAAAACAAUCUAGAGAGUUACUAUGGUGAUCGGGUGCUAACGUGUCAGCUAUAUUGCCAAGCAGAUCCAGAAAAAAUGGAUUUCGUUUGUGAUAAUUGGUUGCACAACAAUAGUACAACCAAUAACAACAAAAACGUUACAUGUCCCGAUCGCAACAGUGCCCAACUAAAUUUCACCACUUUUCUGGACAUGGGUAAAAUGGAGAUGCCAGGUGAUCAUUUAUUCUUUGUCAUACCACACGAUAGAGGUCAAAUGAAUGGUGAAAAUAUAACACUAAAUUGUCCAUAUGAUAAACCGUUAUUCAAUACAAGCUGUAACAUAGAAUGCAAUGAUGAUUAUUUCCAAAGUGAAUUGACACAAAACACAGCGAUCAGUAAUGCUGAUGUGUGGGGUAUGCAUCAGUUUUGGUAUUUCUUCAUUAUGCUCAUCGUAAGUUGGAUCGGUAUGGCGGUGGUGGUGAGCAUUGGUGAUGCGAUAUGCUUUUCAAUACUGGGCGAUCGUCAUCAUUUGUAUGGCAAGCAAAGGUUAUAUGGUUCCAUUGGUUUUGGUGUGUUCUCCAUUAUUGCCGGUGUGCUGGUGGAUCAAAUGUCGCACGGUAGCGUAAAUAAAGACUAUACAGUCGUGUUUUGGAUGACAUUGGUUAUAAUAGGUUUCGAUUUGGUCGCGUCUACCAAGUUAAAGCAUACGCAAACACACCUCUCCCCCAACAUACUCAAAGAUGUUGGCAAAAUGUUUCUCUCCAUUCGUUGUGUGAUCUUCUUUAUUUGGUGUAUCUCGAUUGGCCUUUGCACGGCGCUCGUUUGGAAUUUUCUCUUCAUGCAUUUGGAUGAGUUGGGUGAAAAACUGGAGGGUUGUCAGAAUUCCAUGAAGACACUGGAAGGCAUAGCCAUGGGUAUACAAAGUUUUGGCGGGGAAUUGCCCUUUUUCUUCCUCUCCGGCUGGAUAUUGCGUAAGAUUGGUCAUAUAAAUUCUAUGAGUUUAGUGCUUUUUGCUUUCGGUGUGCGUUUCAUACUCUAUUCGCUGUUGGUGAAUCCAUGGUGGGUAUUACCCAUUGAAAUGCUAAACGGUGUCACAUUCGGUAUUUUCUACGCCACCAUGGCUUCGUAUGCGAGUAUUGUGGCACCUCGCGGCACUGAGGCGACUAUGCAGGGCUUAGUCGGUGCCAUUUUUGAAGGUGUGGGUGUAUCUAUGGGCAGCCUUAUCGCGGGUAAUUUAUUUGCCGCUGUCAGCGGCAGUGGCACUUUCCUAAUUUUCGGCAUUUUCGCCUUUAUUGCAUUUAUCGUGCAUGUGUUGGUGCAGUGGCAUUUGCAGCGCACUGGGCAAGGCGAUGCCGAUGCUAAUGGCGCUGUUAAAUAUUUGACGCCCAAUGAUGCAAUGCAUAUGCUCAACGAUCCAGAAUACAGUAUUGUCCCAUAAAUAAGUGAUUCGUUUACAUUAGAGAUGCUAAACAACUGUUUAACAGUUUUUUUUGGCGUUAACAGUCUUGCAGUGUACCGGUAUUUUAUAUGGCUGAGGAACGUGUUGUAGCUACCUGCACUUGCUUUGAAGUUUUAAUUUUACCCUGAGCUGUGAACAUUUUCAACUUGUUGCGUACUUAUUAGGCGUAGCAAUUACACGCAGCUAACGCGAAAGCCGUGUACCAACUCAGUUAAUAGAACAACAUAGUAUUUAUAUGUUAUAAAAUAGUUAAAAUUUGUAAGUUAGCUGUUAUUUUUGUGGCAUGCUUGGUGCUUUUUCACUAUUUUUUCGUUUUUGUUUCAAGCAAAGCAUUUUUGUGUUUUAAAUAUCAAUACAAGAGGCAUUAUUUUGUUCUAUACUUAGUGUUUACAAACUAUGUUAGUAUAAAAAGUUUUAAAAUAUUGGUUAUGUUGUAUUAAUUAAGCAAUUAGUAAUUAAAAUAAUCUUACAAAUGUCAAAACUGCUUUAAGUGCACAAAGCUUUAGGUUAGUGCUAACUAGUAUUCUUCAUGCUUGCUUAGUUAAUUACUGUGUUAAUGUGUUUUUCUGAAUGUACUCUUAAUUGAAAUAGUUUUUCUGUUUACAAAAUACUUACGAUAUGUGCACUUGGCUUGUAAUCGCUAAAUACAUAUCUACAUCUGUAAUA